Plutella xylostella (diamondback moth) is the source of this 1453-nucleotide messenger RNA. RefSeq names its product retinol dehydrogenase 12. NCBI's taxonomy places the organism in Eukaryota, Metazoa, Arthropoda, Insecta, Lepidoptera, Plutellidae. The record is from RefSeq and is a predicted model, not a curated record.
UAUUAACCUUAUGUAGACACACGUCGAAUAGAAUUAGCAUUAUUUAUUAGUAGCGUAAAUUAAAGAAACCGAUUCAGUUUGUGUUCACGCUCGGUUUGGUUCAGAAGCAACCAUGUCCUUCUUCAUAGUAUUAAGUUGUAUCGUUAUUAUACUCAUAGUUGUGAGUGUCUAUCAGAAGCUAACCAAUGCUUACUGCAAGUCUAAAGUGUCUUUGAAAGGCAAGACUGCAAUAGUAACCGGCGGGACGGCGGGAAUGGGACUCGAAAUAGCCAAAGAUUUCGCCAGAAGAGGUGCCCGUGUCAUCAUCGUCUGUCCGUUUGAACAUGAAGGCGAGAACGCUAGAGAAGAAAUUGUAAGAGAAACCAAAAAUGAAGACAUUGUCUUCCAACACUUGGAUUUAGGCUCGUUGAAAUCAGUUCGGAAAUUUGCCAAUAACAUACUCAAAACUGAAGAAAGACUCGACAUUUUAAUGAACAACGCCGGCGUCGGAAUACCAGCCGAUAUACUGACAGACGACGGGUUGCAUCUCAUCAUGCAAAUCAACUACUUCGGACACUUUCUCUUGACCAUACUACUACUGCCGCUUUUGAAGAAAACUGGUCAGAGCAGAGUGAUAAACACAGCGUCUGUCCUGCACUACAUCGGAACCUUUGACAAGCAUAGAUGGAACUGCACCGGACAAUACCUGGUCCGGGUUUAUGGGAACAGCAAGUAUUGUUUGAUACCAUUUUCGCGUGAGCUGACGAAAAGGCUCAAAGGCACCGGUGUAGUUGUCAACUGCGUGGACCCUGGGGCUGUUGGAACUCGGAUAUUCGACAGCAUACGCGUACCACUGCUUGGUAUCAUAGCUAGGGUUGGCUCCCACUGCAUUUUCAAAACGGUAGUGGAAGGUGCUCAGACGGCAAUUUAUGCGUCUGUCGAUGAAGCAGCCGGGUCGGUGAGCGGGGAGUAUUUCAAGAAUUGUAGACAAACUCGCGGUGUGUCGUCGGCGUAUGAUGAUGAACUGGCAUCAGCUGUUUGGAAGGAGUCAGUGAAGUGUGUGCAGCUCAGUGACGAGGAAUAUAGGAAGAGUUUUUAAAAUAUUUGGACUGAUAAUAUAAAUUACGGAUAAUUUACGGUUUCUUUUACAAUCUGACCAUCAUAAGGGCUAGUGCAUGCUGCAAGCAAAGUUUGGUGCUGAACAUUAGAAGGUGAUUGUGAUAAAUAAAAGUAGAUGGGGUUCAGUAUUUAUUUUGUGGGAGAUUAGUGGUGUUAGGGCAGGAAAUUUUGUUUCUAGUGGACAUUAUUCACGUUCGUGAUAUGGUCUUAAACGAAGGUUUUAGUUACUUUUACUGCGUAGGUAAGUAUUAAGUAUUAUUUAAACAUUAUAAUAAACGGUUAAAACUCUUUCAAAUCUCGCAUCGUCUCAGUAUUGGUACAAAAGUAUAUAAUCAUAAAUAAAUAAAACAAUUUA